AUGGACAGUCGUGCCCCCUUGAGCCAUGAGGAGCGUGUCGGCAAGCGCGUCGACUUGCCUGCUGAUGCCUACGUCAAGUCUGACAUGAGCAGCACGUUUGCCUCUCGCAACGGCUUCAACACCGAGGGCACCAGCACCAUUGUCGCGGUCAACCAGUAUCCCGUCACCAAACUUGCCAACAUGGACAUUUCCCAGUACGACAUUGCGCUCAGCCCUGAGCCUACCAGCGCCGUUGUCUACGACAAGGUCUGGAAGUCCAAGACGGUCCAGCGCAAGCUCGCCUCGGUGACCACCAAGCCCUGGAUCUAUGACGGGCGCAAGCUAGCCUGGCUGGCCCAGUCCGUUGACGAGAUGCGCAUCAUGGUUGACCUGGAUGAGGAGAACGGCCGCAAGCCCAAGCCUGGAGCCGAGAAGAAGAAUGUCUUCUACCUCACCAUCAGGCCUACCGGCAAGGUCCGCCUCAUGUCUCUCAAGGCUUACCUCGAGAAGAAGGCACCGUGGGACAACCAUGUCCUCGAGUGCAUGACUUUCCUCGACCAUCUGCUCCGUCAGGGCCCCUCGGAGCGCAUGACAACUAUCAAGCGCAGCUUCUUCGACCCUUCGAUGCCCAACGCUAUCCUUGAUAACGCCCUCAUGGCGUACAAGGGUGUUUACGCUUCGUUCCGACUCAGCCAGAACAUCAAGCCCAUUGGCCUGGGCGUCAAUGUCGAUGUGUCCAACCAGGCCUUCUGGAAGUCCCUUCCAGCCGACAAGUUGAUCAAGGUGAUACUUGGAGUUUCUUGCAGGAUGCCCAACGCCAACGACCAGCAGGUCACCGCCGCGUUAAAACCGGUGGUACGCGGAAACACCUACGAACCUUCUGAGGCCUUCAAGGCCAUUCGCCGCCUGAAGGGCUGUCGCUUCACGCUCCUCCAUCGUCCGGAGGAGAAGAAGGAGUACAAGAUCAAGGGCUUCGCCUUUGAUAAGACCGGCAAAGUUGGGGGCCGGGAUGGCUGCAACUCGUACCAUGUCAAGUUCGACUGGAACAACAAUGGCACCACGGAGAACAUCUCCAUCAAAGACUACAUGGUAAAGAAAUACGGCAGAGCCAUUAUGCGCACAGCUGGCUGGCCCGUCAUCGAGACCACCCGUGCUGGAUCCUUCCCUGCCGAGUUCUGCAACAUUGUGUCGUUCAACCAGUACAACUACAAGCUGAGCCCCGAACAGACUUCAACCAUGAUCAAGUUUGCCGUUCAGCGCCCGACACAGCGCAGGAACGACAUUUCGGCAUCGGUUGCCCGUCUGGACUGGAACAACGACAAGUACCUCAAGGCCUUUGGCGUCUCCAUCUCCACCAACAUGGCCAAGACUGAGGCCAAGGUGCUCAGGCACCCCGAGGUUUUCUUUGAGAACAAGACUCACAGACCCCGCAACACCGGUCGCUGGGACCUUCGCGGCUGCAGGUUUGUUGAAGGCAACAGGGCCCCCUUGGCUUCCUGGGGCGUCUUUGUGCUCAACGGCUGUGUUGAUCAGCAAACCCUCAAGACCUUCUGCAAUGCCUUCGUCCCUGUUUACAAGGCACAUGGUGGCAGAGUCGCGAACCCAACUCCCGGCGUCCUCAAUCUUGUGUGCAACGCAGGUACGCUAAACGACGUUGUGAACUCCAACAUGGCGAGUAUCACCAAGGGGAACAACAAGAACAACCCCCAAAUCAUCUUCAUCGUCGUCCCGGACAAGACGGCUCAUGUCUACGAGCGGAUCAAGAAGAUCUUUGACUGCCGCUACGGUGUUGUCACUCAAGUCGUUCAAGCGCAGCACGUCCAGAAAGCAAAUGGGCAGUACCUUUCGAAUGUCUGCAUGAAGGUCAACGCCAAGCUGGGCGGACAGACCUCCAGCCUCACUGCCAACAAGACCAAGCCGCACGGGUUCUUCACCAGACCCACCAUGAUGAUUGGCGUCGAUGUGUCCCACGCAUCGCCGGGCUCAGAGAUGCCCUCCAUUGCUGCCAUGUGCGCGACAGUCGACAGGGACGGUUAUCAGUAUCGCGCCGCCGUCCAGACCAACGGCUGGCGCAGCGAGGUCUUGACCAACGAGAACAUCGAAGCCAUGCUUCCCACUUUUCUCAAGGCCUACAAGGAUAAGGCGGGAUGUGAGGUCGAGCACAUCUACUACUUCCGCGACGGCGUCUCGGAGGGCCAGUUUGCACACGUCUUGAAGCAGGAGGUGGCGACCAUCAAGAAGGUCUUCAAGGCCAGACACAAGAACGCUCCAGGAAAGGAUGCCAAGGUUACGGUGAUUGUGGCCACCAAGCGUCACCACAUUCGAUUCUUCCCGGACAAGGGAGACAAGAACGGCAACUGCGAGCCUGGCACGCUGGUGGAGAAGGAGGUCACCCAUCCCUUCCACUAUGACUUCUUCCUGAACUCGCACUUUGCGCUCCAGGGCACGGCGCGUCCUGUCCACUACCACGUGCUCUUGGACGAGAUUAAGUUGCCGGUGAACAAGUUGCAGAGCAUGAUUUACCACCAGUGCUACACGUUCUGCCGUUCCACCACACCCAUCUCGCUGCACCCAGCUGUCUACUAUGCCCAUCUGGCAGGUGCUCGUGGCCGCGCCCAUGAGGAUGUGGACUACGGUGACAACCCCAAGGUCCCCGAGAAGGUUAGGGAUCUGGUGAACAACCCGCAUGGCUUGGUUGGCAAGCAACAGCCUGAUGCCUCUACUUACAGCAGCGAGUUCAAGAAGAACAACCCGCCUCCCAAGCUGGACACCAUGCCGAACAGUGGCAUCCUCGAUACAAUGUGGUGGGUCUAA
Sordaria macrospora k-hell is the source of this 2793-nucleotide messenger RNA. RefSeq lists its product as uncharacterized. Gene Ontology annotation, molecular function: RNA endonuclease activity; protein binding; single-stranded RNA binding. Gene Ontology annotation, biological process: regulatory ncRNA-mediated post-transcriptional gene silencing. The record is from RefSeq and is a predicted model, not a curated record. Lineage: Eukaryota; Fungi; Ascomycota; Sordariomycetes; Sordariales; Sordariaceae.